Molecule: messenger RNA, 2599 nt
Organism: Strongylocentrotus purpuratus (purple sea urchin)
Lineage: Eukaryota; Metazoa; Echinodermata; Echinoidea; Camarodonta; Strongylocentrotidae
Gene: eif2b5
Product: translation initiation factor eIF-2B subunit epsilon
Exons: 15
Coding region: 148-2253 (701 amino acids)
Biological process (GO): biosynthetic process
Cellular component (GO): eukaryotic translation initiation factor 2B complex
Molecular function (GO): guanyl-nucleotide exchange factor activity; translation initiation factor binding; translation initiation factor activity
Source: RefSeq, a predicted model, not a curated record
UAAGUUCUAGUCGCUAAAUUCUUUGAAUUGUCCAUGUACUAUUUUGACGCAAAUCUGAGCUGAGCAUAGCCGAUAAAUAUUGCAAAUUAGAUGGCACUGCACUGGAUGUGAGAAUUGCACUUGAGACGCGAAGUUGAACACUGCAUCAUGUCUGGCAAGAAAGCAAAAGGGAAAUCCGACAAUUCGUUGGAACAAGAGGAUGUUCUUCAAGCGGUGGUUAUCGCAGACAGCUUCAACACUCGGUUUGCUCCUGUAAGCCUUGAGAAACCUCGAGCGUUGCUUCCUCUGGUGAACUGUCCAAUCAUUGACUACACCUUGGAGUUCUUGGCAACCAACGGUGUGCAGGAAAUAUUUGUCUUCUGCAGCUCACACUCGGACCAAAUCAAACGUCAUGUCGAAAAAUGCAAGUGGAAUAAGAAGACGUCACCAUGUCGUGUGUGCCCCGUCCUCUCUGAGGGAUGUCAUUCGUUAGGAGAUGCUCUGAGGGAGAUGGAGAGAAAGUCACUGAUUCGAUCCCACUUCGUUCUUGUCACUGGGGACCUCGUCUCCAACCUCAAGCUUAAGGAGGUCCUGGAAAUGCACAAGAACAGAUUCCAGAAGGACAAACUUUCAGCUAUCACUCUCGUCUUCAAAGAGGCUUAUCCAGGUCAUAGGUCAAGGUCAACAGAAGGAGAAUUUGUGGUUGCCUUGGAUUCGAAUAAACAAAUUAGUCAUUACCAGAAGGUCCAGAAGAAGAGAGAGGUCCAUUUUCCAGCUCGUUUAUUCAAAGAGAACAGCCGAGUGAAUGUAAGGUAUAAUCUACUCAACACACACAUAUGCAUCUGCUCACCGAGGGUAUCGGAGCUCUUUGUGGAUAACUUUGAUUACCAGACAAUGGACGAUUUCAUCAAGGGGGUCUUGGUUUCUGAAGAGAUUGAAGGUAAUAAGCUGUUCAUGCACAUCAUAAAAGAGGACUAUGCAGGCACAAUGACCAACCUUCCCCUCUAUGAUGCAAUCAGUAAGGACGUGAUCCAUAGAUGGGCUUUUCCAAUGGUACCCGACAACCUCUCCGUCAGCAACUUCCCUUAUUCAUUAUCAAGGCACAACGUUUACCUAGCAAAGGAUGUCACUUUAGAAAAAGACUGCGUUCUAGAAGAAGAUGUAGUCAUUGGUCCUGGCAGUCAUAUAGGUGUUAACACCCGAGUUACACAUUCAGUAAUAGGAAGAAACUGUAAGAUUGGUGACAACGUAGUCCUUGAGAAUGCUUACAUUUGGGAUAAUGUGACGAUUGAAGCUAACUGUCAUAUCAAUAUGGCUCUACUGUGUGACAGUGUACAUGUCAAGUCAGAAGUUACUAUUAAAAAUGGCUGUGUCCUUUCAUUUGGGGUGAAAGUUGGACCACACGUGACUCUCCCAUCAGGCACCCUCCUCACCAGAAUCCCGCCCUCAGCUCAGGGAGAAGAUGGGGAUGACUUCCAGGACACCUCCCCCAGGGAGGGGGAAACACCGGGGAUGGGGCUCAUCGAUGAGGCAUCGGUCGACAGGGGGCUGGUGGGGGAGGAAGGGGAGGGGUACGUCUGGAGACUGGAUACUGAUGAGGAUGAUGAUGAUGAGUUAGUGCAGCAGAUGCUCAGCUUAAAUCUUACACCAGAAGGAGAAGAGGAGGAGGAGGAGGAGGAGGAAAGCGAGGAAUCCGAUGAUGAUCUGGAUGAUGAAGGGCUCUCGCCUCCGGCAUCACCACCCCCAGAUGAUACAAAAUUGUUUUACAGUGAAGUACUGGACAGUCUCCAGCGAACGAUAGAGGAGAAUAUCAAGGUGGAUAACCUUAUCUUGGAGAUCAACUCCUCAAAGUAUGCCUACAACAUUGCCAUGCACGAGCUCAUACCCCUCGUCAUGAAAGCCAUCCUGGAGAUGCCUCAUCUCAAAGCAUCGGGUCCCCUGUCGUCGCAACAGCUUCUGUUAGCUGUCAAGAAGCUGUUUGUGAGAUUAAAACCACUCUUCAGUAAUUACAUCAAAGGUGCUGAAUCACAAAAGGACUGUCUCAAUGCUCUCGAGGAGUACAGCAUGGUGAAUGAGUCUACGGCGGCCAUCUUUGCCAAGCUUGUACACCACCUCUAUGAUGCAGAUAUCCUUUCUGAAGAGGUCAUCCUAAAAUGGUACAGCAAAAUGGACCAAGAUGCAGAUACAAGAAGACGUGAAGUCAGGUCAAAGCUUGCUUCAUUUGUCACAUGGCUACAGGAGGCAGAGGAAGAGAGUGACGAGGAGGGAGACUAACCGGUGUCCGCUUCAUACGUAGGGCUCCCUCUGCUGUCCAGAGCCAGAAUGCAUCGGAAGAGUUUGUUCGCACAACAUGAUACACACAAAUCCGAAAGUGUAGAACUUCAAUGUUGCCACAUUUCCAAAAGAAAUAGCCAAGUCUCAAGUCUCAGUUUUUAGAAAAACAUUGCCAGCAGGUACAGGUGCUAUGGAAGAGUUCUCUAAUGAAACGAGAUACAUAAAGGCUGAUCAAAAAAUACAACAAUUUUGAAAUGCUAGAAUUUCCAUGUUGCAAAUACACGAGUCUCAAUAUUAUGUUAGUUUUCUGUAAGACAAUACAUAUCUACAUUUAAGAAAAGUAAAA